This is a messenger RNA of Magnusiomyces paraingens, 1383 nucleotides long. RefSeq lists its product as uncharacterized. The transcript is spliced from 2 exons. The record is from RefSeq and is a predicted model, not a curated record. Gene Ontology annotation, cellular component: Golgi apparatus; endoplasmic reticulum. NCBI's taxonomy places the organism in Eukaryota, Fungi, Ascomycota, Dipodascomycetes, Dipodascales, Dipodascaceae. Gene Ontology annotation, biological process: protein targeting to membrane; peptidyl-L-cysteine S-palmitoylation. Bases 1 to 1383 code for a protein of 460 amino acids. Gene Ontology annotation, molecular function: protein-cysteine S-palmitoyltransferase activity.
AUGGGACUUUGUGGGCUUCUGCCUCCUAGAAUUUGCCACGCUGCUGGCUACUGCUGCUGUACUUGCAUCUCAUGGCUUCCACGUGCAGGAGUCAACGCUCUCAUGUUCUGGGGCUUCUAUACCCACUGCUUCUCGCUGGCCCCCAUCAUCCUUAGCACGGCUCAUCCGCUACUUCAAACAAUAGCAAUUCUCUGGGUAGCUACACUCUACGGUCUUUCCUUCAUUUCAUACUUUGAGACCGUCCGCAUUGGUGGAGGCUCUCCCUUAGAUAUCCCUGGAUUCUCAGUACCGCUGGCGGUCGUCCAAGAAUGCUGCACCCUUAGCAAUCAACCCUCUUCAUCUCCCUCUUCACCUCUUCCACUACUUCCUUCUUCAUCCACCUUAGAUUUAGCUCUUCUUUCUUCCCGCUCACCUCCACCCCAUGUUCCAAGUUACACAGCAAAAGACAAUGGCUUGCUCCGCUUCUGUGGUAAGUGUUUAGCUUGGAAACCUGACCGUGCACACCACUGCUCUUCUUGUGGUCGUUGUGUUCUUCGCAUGGAUCACCACUGUCCUUGGUUUGCAACUUGCAUCGGCUUUCGUAACCAUAAAGUUUUCCUUCUCUUCCUUGGUUACGUCUCUAUCUUUUGUCUUUCAUGUGCUCUCUCAGCAGCUAUCGGCGUUUAUUUGUUUCUCAAUACAGAAAUUGACCGCCUUAAACAUGGAGCAACUGAUGCUGCAUUUGUCCCCGUUAAUUGGAUAGCCCUGGCUGUCGUGGCUUCUGUCAUGGGAUUUGCAGUCACCGUUUUUUUCCUUUACAGCCUGUACUUGGCAGCUAAAAACUCCACAGUGAUUGAAAAUCUCGAAGAAACAAGAUACCGUACUUCACUAGCCCCAGCCCAUUUCCGUUACACUGCACCACCAUCAUCGCGCUCUGUCGGUAAUAUUUUCGAUCUGGGCUGGCGUCGUAACUUGGCCCAGAUCAUGGGUCGCGACCCUUGGAUGUGGUGGAUUCCUCUUCCACUUCCUCGUGCGCCUAUAGAUCAUACCUCACCUGCUGCGCCUCUUGAUGAAGAGGCUUCAGUCGCAAUGCUAGAAGAAAACAACGACACAACUGACUACGAUAAGGCAGGACAUUGUCGCUGGAACGUAUAUCCCGUCGGCGUCGUAUCUGGUGCCGAAGGAGACGGCACUUGGUACCCAGUCAACCAAGCGCUUCUACAAGCUGCUCACCUGGCGGCUGAUUCAGAAACCCAGCGGCUUGCUCAGAUGUACGCACACCGUCAAAGGCAACAGGAACUUAUGCGUGAACAAAUGCUUGAUGAAGAAAACUACGCAUACUAUGCACACCAUCAAAACAUUCUGCACGAGACUCCUCAUGGCGUUCCUCUUGCUGAUUUAUAA